UGAUAAUUGGGCUAUGACGCUGUGCACCAUUCAGUACGUUUACGACUAAUGGAUGGUCCGGAUGAAUCAAUGUCUUGCAUACGUGUACGGUCUGGAUUAGAAACUCUUAAUUGUAGUCGUGGAGAGUGCCAUCUUAUAUCUUUUCCUCCCAAAUAAAACCCACAUUCCAAUUUCGCAUCCAAGGAUACUUACUUGCUCCGGUUCAAAUUCGCCGGUGAAGAGCGGAGGGAAAAGUUCUUCAAUCUCUAACCGGAGACUAUCUAUUUAUUCAAAUUACCCGCCCUGUAUCGAAGGUGACGGGUAGAUAGUAAGGAAGAUCGGGCACUAGUUCGAUCAAUUCUCUAAGCUCAACAGUGAUCUCGACGAGAAUAAGCUCCGAUCCUGAUGUCCAAGUGACUUCUAGUAGAGGCUGUAGCGGUUAUCAGGCCGCACUUACACUAUCGAAGCGCAACCCAUACUACAACAAAACUUCAAAGCUUAGACGAAUUCAUUUUUCGAGUUUCCAUCGGUCGUCCUGGAGUGCGACUGUGUUGACCCGAGGGCUUGUGUUUAYUUAUCURCUUAUCCUUGUCGUAGACUGGCGAAGGAAAGCUCCRGGUUCAUAACUUGAUUUGAUCGUGCCGUUUGGAGUUCCAAUCACGCUUUGAAGCAAAAUAGUGAAAAUGUCUUUCCAGAGCAAGGGCUUUUGGAUGGCAAAAGGUCCUGGGUGUUUAAAUGAUGGUGAGAUGACUUGUGAUAAUUCUUCCAGAAUUGAACCAAAGCGUGCUCACCCUUGGUUUGUAGAUCCUACGGAACCGGAACUGUUUCCCAACAAGAAGCAAGCAAUAGAUGCUUCAAACAGUAAGUCAAUUUCGGGAAUUUCAAACAUAAAURUUUCUCCAUGGGAUAACACUUUAAGUUUCCAAUCAGUGCCGAGCCAGUUUGGUGACCGGUUAUUUGGAUCUGAGCCAGCAAGGGCUAUCAACUUUGGUGCUAGGAACAUACUUUCUGUCAAUACAGGGCACCUCAAUAUGGGAAGAAAGGUUUUUGAGGACCAAUUUGGACAUGAUCCUUCUGUUGGCUUGUCUAUUUCUCAUACAAUGGAAGAUCCUGCAUCGUGCCUCAGCUAUGGUGGUAUCAGAAAGGUCAAAAUUAAUCAGGUCAAGGACUCUGACAAUGGCAUAUCUGUGUCAAUGGGACAUGCAUACAAUAGGGGAGACAACAAUAUCAUGUCAAUAGGUGAUGCCUAUGAUAAGAGGGAUGACCAUACCAUUUCAAUGGGUCAUGCAUAUGACAAGAGGGAUGGCGAUGCUAUAUCAAUUGGUCACACCUAUGAUAAGAGGGAUGACAAUCCCAUAUCAAUGGGUCACACCUAUGAUAAGAGGGAUGAGAAUACAAUAUCAAUUGGUCAUACCUACAAUAAAGGGGAUGAGAAUACCAUAUCAAUGAGUCAUGCAUAUAAUAAAGGUGAUGAUAAUACCAUAUCUAUGGGCCACGCCUACAAUAAGGAGGAUCAGAAUACUAUGUCAAUGACUCAUGCCUACAAGGGGGAUGAAAAUACUAUGACAAUGGGUCACAUCUACAACAAAGCAGAUGACGGUACAAUAACAAUGGGUCACAUCUUCAACAAGGGGGAUAACAAUAUAAUCUCAAUGGGUCAUCCUUAUAAUAAGGGUGAUUCCACUACUAUAUCUUUCACUGGCUUUCAUGAAGAAACUGACACAAACCCCUCAGGCAGGCUUAUAAGCAGCUAUGACUUGCUAAUGAGUCAAUCUUCCAUUCAAACAUCAGAGACAGAGACCGUCAAUGAAAAAGAAUUAGUUGAUACAAGUGUAGAUGUAUUUGUAAAUAAUGCUCAAAAUACAUCUGGGGUAACUGAAACUGUUACUAAGAACAAGAUGGAGAUAAAAAUGUCAAAGAAGGUUGCUCCAAAUAACUUCCCUUCAAAUGUCAAAAGCUUGCUUUCAACGGGUAUGCUUGAUGGAGUCCAUGUGAAGUAUAUUUCCUGGUCACGGGAGGAGCUUCGUGGAGUUAUAAAAGGUUCGGGAUAUUUGUGCAGCUGUCAAUCAUGUAAUUUCUCUAAGGUGCUGAAUGCAUAUGAAUUUGAGCGCCAUGCUGGUUGCAAAACGAAACACCCAAAUAAUCACAUAUUUUUUGAUAAUGGGAAGACUAUUUAUGGGAUAGUCCAAGAGCUAAGGAGUACGCCACAGAACUUGUUGUUUGAUGCAAUUCAAACUGUGACGGGUUCCCCAAUCAAUCAGAAGUCUUUCCGUAUCUGGAAAGCAUCAUUUGAAGCAGCAACGCGUGAGCUUCAACGAAUCUUUGGAAAGGAUGAAGCACAGCAAUCUCAAAGUGAAGUCUUUUAGGUGUGCGUUAUGCAAAAAGUAUAAGGUAGGAUAAUCCUUAAAUUUUGUGAAUAGAAGGAAACAUUUGUUCCGGCAGUAUUAUCGAAUCAGUGUGGAAAUUGAAAUGGUUUGGGAUAUUGUGAUGUUUCUCACACUUUUAAUGCAUAUAGAGUUUUGCUGAGACAUGGAUUGUCCUCGUGCUUCAGUUUCAACUAUCAAUGUAAUUAAAAAGAGCGUUUGUGCUGCACUUGUAGCUACAGAGGGAGAUGUCUGGUCUCUCUUCCAAGGCACUGAAUGUGUAUGUUUUGCAUAGUUUAUAGUGGUCAUAUAGAAUGAGUUAUUGGCUUCUCUUCCGUGGA
Messenger RNA from Nelumbo nucifera (sacred lotus), 2683 nucleotides. RefSeq lists its product as uncharacterized. Lineage: Eukaryota; Viridiplantae; Streptophyta; Magnoliopsida; Proteales; Nelumbonaceae. Gene Ontology annotation, cellular component: nucleus. The record is from RefSeq and is a predicted model, not a curated record. Gene Ontology annotation, biological process: positive regulation of transcription by RNA polymerase II. Gene Ontology annotation, molecular function: RNA polymerase II transcription regulatory region sequence-specific DNA binding; histone binding; chromatin binding.